AUGAAGCUGCUACAAUGGUCGUUGCCGCUGGCCAUGCUCGGAACCCUUGGCGACGCGUUGCCGGCCGCCGACUGUGACAAGAUUCCGAGUUGGACCUUCAAGAAUCUCAAGUGGCAUACGCUUGACACGGUCGGCCAGAACGGGUCCGCAUCGUUCACUCUGGUCAACAGCGUGACUGACAAGGCCGUCGAUCUCAAAUGCACACUGGUGGCCAAUUAUCGCUGCCAGAUCAAGACGGACGAUGCCACGGAAGUGACGCUGCAGGCCCAGAACGGCGUUCUCUACGUUUGGGUCGACCAAGAUCUGACAUGUGGUGACGCGACAGUCAAACAUGUUGGUGGUUCAGCGGAUUUGGACAUGAACUGCGACAUCGUUCAGCAUGAAGACAUUAACUGUACAGCGGAAGAAAGCCAGAUCAAGGGGGAUGUUGUCUGA
Messenger RNA from Thyridium curvatum, 435 nucleotides. RefSeq lists its product as uncharacterized. Lineage: Eukaryota; Fungi; Ascomycota; Sordariomycetes; Thyridiales; Thyridiaceae. The coding region runs from base 1 to 435 and encodes 144 amino acids. The record is from RefSeq and is a predicted model, not a curated record. The transcript is spliced from 2 exons.